UUACAGGGUGUGAUGCGUUAAUUUGUCAUUUGAUUUGUUCUGAUGGUUUUGAUUACUCUCCGUGAACUACUCUUUUUUCACCUGUGCUCUCCUUUCCUGCAUCAAAGCAUUCUGGCCAGACAAUCGAUUAACUGAGGUAUCUGCAAAACUUGUGAAAUUGAGUGUGUAUCAUUUGCAGAGAUCAAAGUAGGGAUCAGAAGUAAUUUUCUAACCUCACUUCUGAGUGGAUUUAAGAGUACAAAUGGAACCAAUGACGCUUGGAAGCCCCGCGGGCAGUCCGGCAGCAGGUGUGAUGACUCCAGGCAGUGGAUACUUGCCAGCCUUUCUCAUUGGGGAGCAACACAUGCCUUCCUCACCGAGAAACACCACACUUUCCCCGGCCCAGAGUCGUACCCUUGCUUUUGGGGCUCCAUCUCCUAUCGUUCCUACUAGUCCGGAUCUUGGACGGGCGCAACCGCUGCGAAAUUUGUUCAACAAUGAGAGUCCAACGCCCACAGGAAGUUUGUUUGGUAGUCAAAAGGCAAAUGCAGGAGUUUCCGGACCCCCGACACAAGGACUCUUUGAUUCCUUGCGAGAGGAGAAGAAUGCAAUUCCACAAAGUCCCACGCCCACAUUUGAAGGCCUCCUCCAGCACUCAUUGAGAAACCAGACGAUGAACCAUUCUAUUAACGAUAGUUUUGCUCUGAAUGCGAGUGGAAUGAAUUUGUCCAGACUACAAUCGCCGGGAACGAGCUGUGAUUAUCUGGAUGCGAGUCGGAGCGUCCUGAGCCUGGACAAGCAGUGUGAUUUCUGGGUGACGGUAUUUGGCUUCCCUCCGAGCGCCCUAUCGAUGGUGCUCAAUCACUUCUCGCAAUGCGGAACGAUCGUGGACAAAUCGUUUCCACCUCAAGCCGGAAACUGGGUGCAUCUCAAGUUUACGUCUCGACUCGAAUGCAACCGUGCCAUCAACUUCAACGAGAAGAUCAUCGCCGGGAGUCUAAUGAUUGGCGUCACGCAGUGCCGAGAUCCUGAUCUACUGACUAGAGAGCAUCAAUCAAUCCUCGAGAACGGAUACAGUCGCGAGCGUCCCCUUGCGCACAUCGCUUAUAAGAACGCCCACAGCCCAAUCGACAUCGUGCCCAAUCUCACAACACCCAAACGCACUAGCAGCAUCGUCAACAAGGCAAUGGACUUCUUCUUCGGAUGAUAAGGUUUUCUUUGAUUUGCCUAAUAAGAAAAAGCUUCUUCUGGACGCUCUACGUUUUUAGAUAUUAUGGAUUGGUUUUGCUUUAUUCUUGAAUAUAAUUAAAUAUGAAAAGCCUGCUAUCUCUUAUGUAUUCUUAGUUCAAAAAUUGACUUUCAAAUAAAUGCAAAAUAACAAGAAAUAAUUUCAUCAAAUAUUUAUUGCUGUUUUACUUAUAUUUGUGUCUUCUCAAGCGUCGUUUGGCACUGCUAUAUUUUGAUAGUAGCUUAAUUGUUGCAAGAUAUUGUUAUAUAUUUGAAAGGAAUAAAAUUUUUAUAAAAAAUUAUGAAACCGUUGAUUUUAAA
This is a messenger RNA of Phlebotomus argentipes, 1527 nucleotides long. It is a transcript of the gene Nup35, whose product is annotated as nucleoporin Nup35. The coding region runs from base 242 to 1186 and encodes 314 amino acids. Gene Ontology annotation, cellular component: nuclear pore nuclear basket; nuclear membrane; nuclear pore central transport channel. The record is from RefSeq and is a predicted model, not a curated record. Gene Ontology annotation, biological process: regulation of DNA-templated transcription; nuclear pore organization; NLS-bearing protein import into nucleus. Lineage: Eukaryota; Metazoa; Arthropoda; Insecta; Diptera; Psychodidae. Gene Ontology annotation, molecular function: structural constituent of nuclear pore; single-stranded DNA binding; phospholipid binding. The transcript has 2 exons.